GAGCAAGAGCUUGGAAGGCCCUCCUUGGCCCGGGCAUCUGACCUUGUCCCCCAGCACUGGCGAUCUCGGGACACUCACCCAUCAGUGCCUGGUCUGCUGGGUGGCACAACCAGCCAAAUGUCAAAGGGCCCAGCCACUGGACCCUGGAACCCCUCCCUGACAGCCAGCCCAGGAGCGUGGAGACAGCCCCAGCAGACGUCCAUCCUCUCACAAUGAACAUGAGGCACCUCAACAGGCAAACAAGCCACUCCCAGUAAUUUGACACUUGGAUCUCCAGGACAACCCACAACAAGAAAGCUGCAACACAGAGGGCAGCUGAGGCAGCUGGCUGUCAGCGGCUGGGAGCUCAGCACUGAGCGAGGAAGAGACUUCUGUGGAAGCUCCAGGCUGGGUGCCCCAGCUCAUCCCCCCCACCCCCGACACCUGAGCUCCCAGGAAGCCAGCACAGCAUGGCAGCCACCAACUUCGUGCAGGAGAUGCGCUUUGUGGGCGAGAGGCUGCUGCUCAAGCUACAGAGGCUCCCCCAGGCCGACCCCGUGGAGAUCGUGGCCUUCUCGGUCAUCCUCCUUUUCACAGCCACGGUUCUGAUGCUGCUGCUGAUAGCCUGCGGCUGCUGCUGCACUCAUUGCUGCUGCCCCGAGAGGAGGAGCAGGAAGAUCGAAGUGCAGCCCACGACCCCAGCAUGAGGGCCGGGGCGAUGGCUGAGGAGAAGCUGGAGAGAAGCCUGGCAAAGCCAUGACGCAGGGAAUCCGCCUGGCCCUGCAGCCCUCGCCCCUCAAGACCAGGAUCCCCUGGCCCCAGCCCUGGCCCUGCGCAUGCACCUGGACACUGACCCCUGGAGCCUUAUCAAGGAAACAAGGGCUGGUACAAGCACAUAACUACCCACCAGUGGACGCUGGGUAUGGCGAUGAGGCGUCGACAGUUCCAAAGACUGAGUAAAUCACCUGGGAUUCUUUGUCAACCUGCACAUUUUAAAGAAGCAGGGGUCCAUAACUCAGCGGAGAAUGGCCCACACCUGGGCGAGCUAGCCACGCUGAGGAGGGGCAAGUCCAUCAGGGGGACACUGUGCAACAGCUACUGCAUCACGAGCUCCCGGGACCUGUCAGUAUUCUAGUCUGGUAUCGGCCUGUUUACUUCCAAGUAAAAGCUCUUUGCUUAUGUG
Molecule: messenger RNA, 1162 nt
Organism: Microcebus murinus (gray mouse lemur)
Lineage: Eukaryota; Metazoa; Chordata; Mammalia; Primates; Cheirogaleidae
Source: RefSeq, a predicted model, not a curated record